UCUCUCUCUCUCUCUCCAACUGAUUGGUUGGAGAGAUGUCAUGUGAGGUAGAAGAUCCAUGUGGAUCAUAUUCUACAUGCAAAGAUGAAAGAGUUGGAGCUGCUGAGCUCAUGGAUGAGUAUUGGUUCUUUCACAACAUGCUUGAUAGAGCCAGGAUCUUCAAACCUUCAACAGAUGCUUGUUGCUCAAGCACCAAUAAGGAAAUGCUUCUUCAAGACAAACAUGGAGGACUACAAUCCCCACCCAGAAACCUUCCCAAGCAUGAUAAUCCUUCCAAUGCUCCUAAUUUUCUUAGAACUCCAUCUCUCCCACCUUGCAUAGGAAAGGAGAAAUCAAUUCAAUGCGAAGAUAUCAAUGGUCGAUCAUCAACCAAUUCAAGGCUGCAACGCUCAUUUAGCUCAGUGGCCAACGCUCCUUCGCCGCCACCGAUUGCGAAUUCGCAUUGUUCUUCUUCAUCCAAGAGCACAACACUGAAACCGGGCAUUCCAAGGCGUUGACUACAGCGGGCAGAGUCGAGCAUUGAAGGUUCAACAAGGAAGGAUUACGAGAAGAGCCCACUUACAACCACUAAGGAAGUGAGUUUUCAGAGAACAUCUGGCAUUAGGAGCCACAAGAGCCUGAGCCAGCUUCAAUUAGAGGAGCUCCAAGGCUUCAUAGACUUGGGCUUUGUAUUCGACAAGGCCCAAAUAAGCCCGAAUAUACUGACCAUCAUUCCUGGUCUUGAAGACAAGAGGUCCACCGAGGAGGACGGCAGUGAUCACAGGAUGGCCAGACCUUAUCUAUCUGAAGCAUGGUGUGUACAAAGAUCAGUUACUCCUAAGGUCAAUUGGGCUGAUGGCAAAUCAGCGGCAGAUAUCAAGGAACAACUCAGGGCUUGGGCCAGAACGGUGGCCUCUAACGUGCACCAGGAGUGUUAAGCUUAAAUCUUCAUGAUCUGCUGCUUACUUGAUUUACUUGUAUUGUACGCAUACAUCAUUCUCGAAUCACAAUCCCUGUCUUAAAAAGAA
Molecule: messenger RNA, 1007 nt
Organism: Magnolia sinica
Lineage: Eukaryota; Viridiplantae; Streptophyta; Magnoliopsida; Magnoliales; Magnoliaceae
Exons: 2
Coding region: 36-497 (153 amino acids)
Source: RefSeq, a predicted model, not a curated record